This is a messenger RNA of Syngnathus acus (greater pipefish), 2624 nucleotides long. Its product is annotated as ras-related protein Rab-8A-like. Gene Ontology annotation, biological process: Golgi vesicle fusion to target membrane; protein secretion; neurotransmitter receptor transport to postsynaptic membrane. NCBI's taxonomy places the organism in Eukaryota, Metazoa, Chordata, Actinopteri, Syngnathiformes, Syngnathidae. The coding region runs from base 54 to 674 and encodes 206 amino acids. The transcript is spliced from 8 exons. Gene Ontology annotation, molecular function: GTPase activity; GTP binding. Gene Ontology annotation, cellular component: endosome; plasma membrane; synaptic vesicle. The record is from RefSeq and is a predicted model, not a curated record.
GACGCACCUGGGCUUCGCCGGGCGCGCCACUUCCGCACCCGAUAUCAACAACUAUGGCGAAGACGUACGACUAUUUGUUUAAACUGCUAUUAAUUGGAGACUCCGGGGUCGGAAAGACAUGCGUCCUUUUCAGGUUUUCCGAAGACGCCUUCAAUUCUACGUUCAUAUCAACCAUAGGCAUAGAUUUCAAGAUAAGGACAAUAGAGCUCGAAGGCAAGAAGAUCAAGUUGCAGAUAUGGGAUACAGCCGGUCAGGAGCGCUUCCGAACAAUCACGACAGCCUACUACAGAGGAGCCAUGGGAAUAAUGCUCGUCUAUGACAUCACCAAUGAGAAGUCCUUUGAAAAUAUCAAGAACUGGAUUAGGAACAUCGAGGAGCAUGCGACAUCUGACGUUGAGAAGAUGGUUCUCGGCAAUAAAUGCGACAUCAAUGACAAGCGACAAGUUUCCAAAGACAGGGGUGAGAAGCUUGCUUUAGAGUAUGGCAUCAAGUUCAUUGAGACAAGCGCAAAGGCCAACAUCAACGUGGAGAGCGCCUUUAUGACUCUUGCCAGGGACAUCAAAUCCAAAAUGGACACCAAAAUGGAGGGGAACACACCCCAGGGGGGCAGCCAAGGAGUGAAGAUUCUGGAGACACGGAAAAAAAGCAGCUUCUUCCACUGCAGCCUCCUUUGAGGACCACCGAGGCCUUUUUAUUUUGCAAAGAACCCGCUCGAGCCCAAAUAAGACUUUUGCUUGCUUGGGAACAUUUCCCUUCAUUUUCCUCUUCUCCAUAGCAGUCCGCAUAAAAACUGCCGCUUGUGAGCGCUUCCAGCUGGACAAUCGUCAUUUACAGGAAUCUCCGAGGAUCGGAGGAGGACAACAACAAGACGUUGCACAAAUAACUGGCUUGUACUCAAGUUGUUCAUUUUUGUUUAUUUUGUUUGUCAUACUUCUUUUGGUCGCCAGAUGGGGGUGUUAUUUCAGUGUUUUUUUUUUUAUACUCAUUUCCAGCCAGAAACUGAAAACCUUGAAGCUCAGCCAAAUAAAGGCAUUUGGCAAUUGAGUGUAAAACAGAUUUUAAAUUGCAUACAUGACCACUUUGGCAUACUAUAGUGGAAUUUGGUUGGUAUGUUUGUCAUGAGUCGGACCACAAAAGUCCCAAGAUUCAAUAUCCCCAAAACAUAGGAAGUCUUUGUAAUACCUCUAAUAACUGCCCUGAGCAGUACAGUAUUUGACUGUCAAGCUUCUCUUGAUUUCUGCGUUAUGUUUUCAAAGUUCUUUUUUUCUACAGUAUUAUUUGUAAAAUAAAUCACAAAAUGAAAUUCCAAGACAAAAGUACUGUUCAUGUUGGACAAAAUUCCAGUCAUACUUACAUUAUUUUAAAGAAACAUUUAUUAGGUGCUUGAAUUCAAUCCAAUACAAUCCGGUAACUUUGCAUAAUUUUGUUAAAUUCCAUCAAAGCUGUUGUGUUGGGAAGCCUUCUCCGUAUACAAUGUCAAGCUUCUCUCUCUUUGUGGUCCAUUUCAUGUUCUUAACAGACGUCCAACAUACACGUCUUCUUACUUCAUUCCUGUACCCAUUAUCUUGCACCCAAAAUCACAUGUCCAUUUGUCCUUGGAGCUGGGUGCUGCUAUGCAUUGUGAAUCUUGGACCUAUGUGUGUAUAUGUGUGUGUUUUCGCUCUUAAUAAUGUUCACUUUGUAUGAUAUUGAGCCCCAAAAUGGAGCACUGUCCAGAAAGAAAAAAAAAAAAUCACUGCAAUCAAAACAUUUGGGGUUGGGAAGGUAUUAGUGAUGCAUUUUUCCUCCAAUUGUAUCACUUUUACUGACUUUCUUUUGCACUUGAACUCUUCCAAACUAAUAGUUGAGUGGGACAUUUUAUGUCUUUCAACUCAAGAGUACUACAGCCACAUAGAAACAGAGAAAAAUAAAUACUCGUGUAUGUAGUCAUCACUCGCUAUAUUGCGGAAUCUUAAUAUUUUUACCUUUCUGCCCCCAACACCUACUUUUUAUUUGGAGUCCAUCUUUAUUUUCAUAAAAGCUUUUUUUCUACAAAAGUCAGGCUUUAGUCUCAUAAAAUCCUUUUUUUUUUUUUUUAAACAAAAGAAAAUGCACAAAACUCCCCCAAACUUGACUUUAUUCUUAAAAGAUCAACCCUUUGUCUCAAAAACAUCAAAUCAGACUUUGUUGUCAUAACAUUGGGAUUUUUAUUCCAUGAAAUGCAACUUUAUACAUACAAAAACAAAUCUAUUCGCCUAAAAUUACAACUUAAAAAAAACAACAAAAAAAACGUUUUUUUUCCUUCUCCUGUGUUGCCCUAGUACUCCUUGAGUAAUGGCUCUUACAGAAGUUUGAGUCUAAUACUUGUUGGGAUGCACCAAAUGUUUGUGUCUUAUGAUCCAUACAUCCUGUGUGAACAGGCUAAAUCUGACCAUUUUUUUCUGUUUUUGUUCUUAAAGCUGACAUUGUGAAUUUUUACAGUCCUAUUUUCAAGUACAUUUCAUACAUUGUGAAGAACAUAACAUUGCAAAUAUUCUAUUGAGAGAUAUACUUAUUGUACUGUACUUUAUACUUCCAGUGUGAAGAUGUGUAUCUGCAGUUUUUAGAGAUGUCUACUUUUUGGGAUGAAUAAAAAAACAAACAAG